AUGGCUCCAGAUCCACAGGCAUCCUCAGACCCCCAGGCUACAGAUGCCGUCGACACCCAUCCAGCCCCUUCUUCUCCUCUAACCCAUCGACCACGGACAAAAGAGGACUUCCAGAAGAUCUUGCUCGAAAGCCACAUUCAUCAUGAUUUAUUACACACUGCUGCGAUGCUGGAGACGCAAGCCAAUCGGGAGAAAGAUUACAAUUUCAGGAACCAGCAGGCAGAGGAUUACAAGAAGGUUCGCGACGAGUACCGACAAUAUUUCACCCCCAGUCGACUCUUUGGUCCUGGCUAUGGGGGUUAUGGAAAUGGGAGGACAGAUGGGCCGGCGCAUGUAGUCUAUCCUCACCAAAAGCCAAGAUUGGGGCAUAAGAAGACCCCAAGGUUGCGAAUCAAGCGCAAAGAUGUAGCGAUGCAGGCAGAACAGGAGGAAGAAUUGGUGCCUAUCCGGUUGGAGAUCGAUUGGGAUAAGAUCAAGCUUCGAGAUACGUUUACCUGGAACUACUACGAUCGAAUCAUAACUCCCGAGAUCUUUGCAGCGCAGAUGGUUGAGGAUUUUGGCCUAACUCCUCCUGCACACGGCCCAGUUCUGGAGCAGGUUCAGCACCAAUUGCGCGAGCAGCUGAUUGAUUUCUAUCCUCAAUUGUAUGCUGGAGAAGAAGCGCUGGAUCCAGAGCUGCCAUACUCGGCUUACAAGAACGAAGAGAUGCGAAUCCUCAUCAAGCUGAACAUAACGAUUGGCCCGCAUACAUUGGAGGAUAAAUUUGAAUGGGAGAUUAACAACCCAUUGAACUCUCCAGAAGAGUUUGCGCAGAGUUUGGCUCGAGAACUAUCAUUAGCAGGAGAGUUUACUACCGCGAUUGCACAUUCGAUACGAGAACAGUGCCAGCUAUUCACAAGGAGUUUGUACAUUGUUGGGCAUCCAUUUGAUGGGCGACCCUUGGAAGAUGCAGAUUUAAUUGCUGGAUUCUUGCCAUCUCCGUUACCUUCAGUUUUCAGGCCACAGCAGCAAGCGCGAGAAUAUACGCCUUUCUUGUACGAGUUGACGGAAGCAGAUCUGGAGCGCGGGGAAGUAAUAUACUCACGAGAACAGAGGAGACAGAAACGCUCUGUGAACAGAAGAGGUGGACCAACAUUACCAGAUUUGAAAGACAGACAGCGGACUGUGCGAACACUGGUAGUAUCAUCAGUUAUUCCAGGCUCAGCUGAGAAGGUUGAGGACAGUCGACUGUACAAAAGAAUUGGAGGAGUUGGAGGCAAAGGUAAACGUCCUGGAGCUCGAGAUGGAGAGCUUUCGGAGGAAUCGGAAAGUGAAGAUUCCAAUCCCGAAUCUCCAGCAAUGUCGAAUCUGCAGACCGGAACAGCGAGAACCAGAAACAUGCGUGGAGCAGCUACAGCUGCCCAACAAAGGAUGGCGAACCUGGGAAGAUCGGAAACUCCUGAAGCAGCAGUGCUUCAUCAUCACGAAACUAGAACUUCUGCUAGAAGAUUUGGUGGCCGUGAUGCCCGUGAGGACAGCGAACCUCCAUCCUUGAUCGUCAAGCUUAAACCUGGGCGAGAAAGGAUGAGGAAGUGGUAUCGUGAGAUCAACCGACCUGCAAGCCGUCCUUCAACUUCACAACCACCCGAAACGCCUGCUUCUCGCGCUCCAGCAACACCUGCUGCCUCUACUCCAGCCGUCCCCCCUGGCUCCAUGGGGCCCCCAUCAACUCCUAAUGCCCAAAGCCAGACGAUCCAGCCUCCUACCACUCCCGUGCCAGUCGGGCAAAUUGGUCGAGUCGAUGCACCACCCCCUCCCCCGCCAGGACAACCACCCCACGUUCCUCCUCCCCCUCCAUCCUGGCUUACAGCUGGCCUCACUGGCCUUCUCACCCAGUACCCAGGUGAUCGAUUCGAAGGCGUAAUGCGGUAUUCCGCUGUAAACACCGCCACAGAGCUGCCCUGUCCAGCACCUGCACCAGGCACAACACCAGAAGGAAUAAAGUGGAUGUAUCUUCCACGCAUAAGAUGCCACGACUGUCCAGGCAAGCUCUACACGCCCGGUCCAGAAACCACAGUCGGGAACUUCGAGGUCCACUUGAAAAAUCGUCAACAUCGAGAGAGGGUGGAUGGGAGGAUAGCAGCAGACAGGAAUGCAUCUACGGGUGCUUCCAGUUCUUGA
Molecule: messenger RNA, 2160 nt
Organism: Cadophora gregata
Lineage: Eukaryota; Fungi; Ascomycota; Leotiomycetes; Helotiales; Ploettnerulaceae
Gene: SNF5
Product: SWI/SNF chromatin-remodeling complex subunit
Exons: 2
Coding region: 1-2160 (719 amino acids)
Biological process (GO): regulation of transcription by RNA polymerase II; chromatin remodeling
Cellular component (GO): nuclear chromosome; nucleus; SWI/SNF complex
Molecular function (GO): transcription coregulator activity
Source: RefSeq, a predicted model, not a curated record